AGAGAGAGUGUGUGUGAGAGAGAGAGAGAGAGAGAGAGCGAGAGAGAGAGAGAGAGAGAGAGAGCAAGAAGAUGAGGAGACUCCUCCAGGACUCGCCUCUGCGUUGUCAAGCUCUCGUCUCAGUCCUGCCUGGAGUACUCUCCUCUCUAAGACCUCCCUUCUCCUCUCAGCUGCUUUCCUCUGCAUGAAGACCCCUGACAUUGGUGAUGUGAUGAAUAAAUUUGAAGUCCUUGGCAUUGUAGGCGAAGGAGCCUAUGGCGUAGUCCUGAAGUGCAGGCACAAGGAGACCAAUGAGCUGGUGGCCAUAAAGAAGUUUAAAGACAGUGAGGAGAAUGAACAGGUUAAAGAGACCACGCUGCGGGAGCUGAAGAUGCUGCGGACCCUGAAACAGGAGAACAUCGUGGAACUCAAAGAGGCUUUCAGGAGGAGAGGGAAACUCUACCUGGUCUUUGAAUAUGUGGAGAGGAACAUGCUGGAGUUGCUGGAGGAACUGCCUAACGGCGCACCACCUGACAAAGUGAGGAACUACAUCUACCAGCUGAUCAAAGCCAUCCACUGGUGCCAUAAGAAUGAGAUCGUACACAGAGACAUCAAGCCUGAAAACCUCCUCAUCAGCUCUGAGGAUGUUCUCAAACUCUGUGAUUUUGGCUUUGCCCGCAACCUGUCAGAGGGAACUGAUGCCAACUACACUGAGUAUGUGGCCACUAGGUGGUACCGCUCUCCUGAACUACUGCUGGGGGCCCCCUAUGGUAAGGCGGUAGACAUGUGGUCAGUGGGCUGUAUCCUGGGGGAGCUGAGCGAUGGUCAGCCUCUGUUCCCAGGGGAGAGUGAGAUAGAUCAACUCUUUACCAUCCAGAAGGUUCUGGGUCCUCUACCUGCUGAACAGAUGAAGCUGUUCUACAACAACCCUCGCUUCCAUGGACUACGGCAGUUUCCAUCAGUGAAUCACCCUACAACCCUGGAGCGGAGGUACCUGGCCAUCCUGAGUGGCCUCAUGCUGGAUCUGAUGAAGAACCUGUUGUUGCUGGUCCCUUCUGACCGCUACCUGACAGAACACAGUCUGAACCACCCAGCCUUCCAGCCCCUCCGCCUCCUGGAGCAGCCCGCCCCAGCACCACCCUCCCCUAACCCCCCACGCUCCUCCAAGAGGAAGCCCCACAGCCACAUGGAGAACACCGUGCCCACCAGAAGCCACGGCAGUAAGAGCUCAGGUCACCGUCACUCUAACAGUAAGGAAUGUUCCAGCCUGCCUCGCCAUGGCGACCUUCUCCUAGGCAACGACAGCUUCCUGAACGGCAACAAGCCUGUGUCGUCCAGCCUGAGCCCCACCCUCCACCCCAAGGCCUACAUGACCCAGACCCUCAACCGCUCCGUCUCCUAUAGUAAGGACUUGGUCAACAACAACAUGCCACACCUGCUCAGCCCCAAGGACACCAAGGGCACGACACAGUUUGACUUCAACCUGGUUGGUGUUGGGCCCCCAGGGGCCAAGGCUCCUGACCAGCAGGGCCCUGGAGCUAUGUAUGUGAAGUCCACCUCCCGUUCUCAGCAGCAGCAACAGCAAGUAGGGCAGGGACGACACUCUUCCUUUCUGGAGGGCAAGACCAAUACCAUGGAGAAACAACAUGGCCGCCACGGUGGACACAACAUAGACUCCACCCACAGCUCCUCCAAGAGUUCCAGCUCCUACCUGAGCCUGUCCAAGAGCCACAGCGCCCUGAGCAACAACGCCAAGUCUGUGGGUGGUAAUCCUGGUGAUGGGGUGAGGGGCAUGCACUCUGACGACCCUACGGCAACCGCUGGAAUCUCUGCCCGCUUCUUCCCUGCCAGCUGCCUGGACCUGAACCUCAACGCCCCCCCUGGAAGUCCCCAGGCCCCCCGCCACAGCGAACGCCACUCUUCUGGCCACGCCCCCCCUGGAAGUCCCCAGGCCCCCCGCCACAGCGAACGCCACUCUUCUGGCCACGCCCCCCCUGGAAGUCCCCAGGCCCCCCGCCACAGCGAACGGCACUCUUCUGGCCACACCUCCAGCCACACCGGCCACUCCUCCGGCCACAGCCCCUCGUCCCGCGGCAACAACCCCCGCCUGGAGAGCUCCACCCUGGACUCAUCCUGCCGACGCACUUCCUCCUCCAGACACAAAGCUCCAGAGGAGGCCAAGGCCCCGGGCCCGGAGCUUCUUGACCCAGGAGGAGAAGGGGACGGUGGGGGGAACCAUGGAGCUCACACCCUGGCCUCCCCCCAUGAGUCAUACCCCUACGGCCUGGGCUACACCAGUCCUUUCUCUUCCCAGCAAAGGCCCCACCGCCACUCCAUGUACGUGAGGAGGAGUGAGCGCCACAGGCCCCACGGAGGUGGGGUUGGAGGGGGUAGUGAGGGGGGCUUAGUGGUGGGGCAGGGGUUGCCCACCAGGGCUAGCAGUCUGCAGAUGCUCUCCCCCCAGCUUCAGCACCGCACCCUCACCAGACACUCCGUAGGACACUCUGUGGGAUCGUCCAGAGAGGAUUGCACUGACGACAUGGUCAGGAGUGAGCCGUCUUCUAAAGAGGUGGUGACCUCUCACCCCCGACCCCAGAUUAAAGACUCCACGCGGGACAACCCGGCCUCCUUUCACUCACAACGCCCUGCUAAGAACGAGGUACCAGUGGGUAUGUACCAUGAGCCCCACCCAGAGGAUCCAGUCUCCUCCAAGGAGAACCGGAUGAUCUUCAGUGACUCCAUGCCCAGACGGGUAGGAAGCUUCUACAGAGUGCCCUCUCCCAGGCCAGACAACUCCUCAUCCUUCCAUGAUGGUGGAGCUCAGAGGGAGAGCAGAGGACCGACGGGGCCAGGGGACCCAGGUGUCAUGAACAACCACUCCAAACGCCAGACUGCCUUUGACUGGAGUACUGCAGAGGCAAUGGUGAUGAACCAACCAGAGCCGGCGAAAGAGAAGGAGAAACAGGGUUUCUUCAGAUCAAUGAAGAAGAAGAAGAAGAAACCAACCAAUAUGACAGACAGAGUCGACGAUGGAAGGAACCCCAGCAUCAAGAAAUGCCUUUUCCCUCUGUUUAACUCAAAGAAUAGUUUAAAGCAUAACUCCUCUCAGAAAGUUCUUCCUGUAGUGCCAUCGCCCAUGGUACAACAUCAGUCUACUGCACCCUGCUCUACCUCACCAGUUCCUGGUGAUGGGCAGGACCACUUGUUUAUCCAGAAGGGGUCCAAGUCCUCCUCCUCGUCCUCCUCGCACCACGGCAGCCGGCGGAAGAACCGUGAACGCUCCCGGGAUAGGGAUCGUGAGCGCGAGCAGAGCCGAGACCGCGACAGAGAGAGAGAGAGAGAGAGAGAGAGGGAGAGAGGGAGACAGAGAGAGAGAGUCAGUGACUGGCCUCAGGAGAAACAGAACCAACCCUUGAAGUCCCUACGCAGACUCCUGCACCUCUCCCCCUCCUCCUCUUCCAGCCAACCCCCUCCUCCUUCCGACCUGCGAUUCCAGCACCUCCCCAACCCCAACCCCCCCGCCUCCUCCUCUAAAGGGGGAGUCUUCAGCGACGGGAGGGGUGACAGUAGGUCCCACCAGGGACACCCUAGCAGCAGCAGCUCCAGCUCUGGUCAGUCUAAGAGCCACCGGAAGCAGAGUUACCCCCUCCCGGGGCAGUUACAGGGGCAGAUUGAGUCCAACUGGCACGCAGUGGCCCUCGCCAGGGCAGAGGGGGCUCAGCCGUACCCCGACCAAAUGGUCGCCAACGGGCCCACCUUUACCAGGCCGUCAAGGUCACGGAUGCCAAACCUCAACGACCUGAAAGAGACAGCCCUGUGAGGAGAGCAUGGAAUUAGAAUUCUAUCACCCACCCAUUGACUUGAAUGGGGAUGUCCAUUCUAGGAAGAAAUAUGUCUAUGGAGGAGACGUCUCUCUUCCCUCAAGGCUCAUGUUGAUUAGGCACCAAACGGAAGAAAACAGACUGAAACAGGGAGGGAUAAAUGGACUACUGUCCAGUAAGAAAUGUUUAUUUUUGUGAUGUGUUGCGAAGCGUUUUAUAACGUUUUCAAUUGUGUGCCCUAAUGAAUAGGACUCUGGGCUCGCUACUGCCGCCUGCUGGCCGCCGGACGCUACUACAGCACCUAGGACCUUAGAGAUAGAACGGUUCCACUGUAUCUCUCUAAGUUUACUACUAUAUUACUGAACUGACAGGUGGACUGACUGGCCGGAAAGUCUUAACUUUUUUGAAGCUUCAAACAUUUGAUAGAAUUUGUAUUGAUAUUAUAUUAUAUUAUUCAUGAAAUUCCUUUUUAUUUGAUUUAAAUUAAAUUACUUUAUUUAACGAUAUGUAGGCCUAUAUGGAGAUUAAUGUAUUGUAGAAUGAUUAAUUGUGUAAUAUUGCAAGAGCUUUAAAAAGACAUGUAAAAAAGAUUAUGAGAUUCUAACUAUAUGUAAUAAUAAUUCAAUAUUUCAUCAAGAAUAUUUAAUUGUGGAGGUUUUUCAGAAUUUAUAUUUAUUGUUGUGACAGUAUAGCCUAUGUUUGUCCUGUCUAUUUACUUAGUCUCUUUAAUUUAUUUAUUUUAUCUGAUUUGACACUAAGUUAUGGAGAUAUAUGUAUGAUGGACAAAUAUUCAUCUUAAGACAAAUUAUAUCAUAUUAUAAUGUAUGAUAAAAUAAUGAGAUAAAAACUCACCUAUAUGGA
This is a messenger RNA of Coregonus clupeaformis (lake whitefish), 4661 nucleotides long. It is a transcript of the gene cdkl5, whose product is annotated as cyclin-dependent kinase-like 5. The transcript has 20 exons. The record is from RefSeq and is a predicted model, not a curated record. Lineage: Eukaryota; Metazoa; Chordata; Actinopteri; Salmoniformes; Salmonidae. Bases 185 to 3799 code for a protein of 1204 amino acids. Gene Ontology annotation, biological process: positive regulation of axon extension; regulation of dendrite development; protein phosphorylation. Gene Ontology annotation, molecular function: ATP binding; protein kinase activity. Gene Ontology annotation, cellular component: dendrite cytoplasm; nucleus.